Darwinula stevensoni is the source of this 2066-nucleotide messenger RNA. The record is from the annotation of a GenBank genome assembly. NCBI's taxonomy places the organism in Eukaryota, Metazoa, Arthropoda, Ostracoda, Podocopida, Darwinulidae.
CUUUAGAUCCGGUGAUCAUCGGCCCAAAACCGAUUCUAGUCCUGCCCCAGAACAUAAUGCAUCAUGAUGAAUCCCAGUGACACGUGUUUCUCCAUCCCCGUGAAUUGCGACUCCCAACAGUGCGACGAAAGCGAAGCUGAGUCAGAUAAAUCCCGGUGCUCCUCCAGACUUCAUCUCGGCACCCUCCGCCCUUCCUGCGUCUGAUGGUGGACGUGGAGGUGGGUGGGAUGCCUGUUCUGAUGAGUGCCCUGGCAUCUGGUCCCAGGAGCGAUCAUUCCCCACCGCCUUCCACAACCAUUAACGCCAAGAGACUGAAGAUGGAGGCCAGCGAUGAAUUGAUCAUUGACCAUGUGGGACUGAAUCCGUCACAACCCCGACUCCUCACUGAAGCUCAUCUAUCCUCAGGGAAUUCCUCAGUGUCGUCGCCGGUGAACGCAGUCGCAAACCCCGCGACGCCAGGUUCCUUCGCCGGCAUCAACGCGCCGGCGAACUCCAUCAUCCUCUUUCAGUCCGGAUUACUUCCUGCUGCCUCUCCUCUCGGGGGGCAGAGCGACUGGGCGCCCAGUUACCGGUUGGCAGAUAAGGAUGAUCCCAAGUCCACCCUCGGUAUGCAGGUGGAGCUUUGCGUCGUAUGUGGAGACAGGGCUUCUGGAAGGCACUACGGUGCCAUCAGUUGCGAGGGAUGCAAAGGGUUCUUCAAACGCAGCAUCCGGAAGCAGUUGGCUUACGUCUGUCGAGGGAAGAAGGACUGCGAAGUGACGAAGCACCACCGGAAUCGAUGCCAGUUCUGUCGGCUUCAAAAGUGCCUUGCUAUGGGCAUGCGGUGUGAUGCUCGGGCUGUUUCAGCUGUGCAGUCGGAGCGGCGACCCAUUGGGAUGGAGCCGCAGAGGGGGAUGGUCCUCGGGUCGACGUCUGGGGGGUCCCUGGGCCUCGGGAACGGGAACAGCAAGAUCUACAUCCGGAGGGAGUAUGGGAGCGGGAGCGACUCUGGGGGCACGGAUCAGCUCAGCAUCAACUUCCAGGAGAGGAUGAACACGCUCCUGGAGGCAGGGCUUAUGAACAGCAGUCACAAACCGCCAUUGAUGACGUCAGUGCAUGCCAGCAGUGCAAGAGAGAGACCCAUGGCCAGUGAGAGUCCAAAGUCCAUGAAUGGAGACAUUUCAUCCCUUCCCAAUACAAUUGUCACUCCUGUGAAGGAGAGAGCUCUAGAAACGAUGAAUCGCUUGAUCUCAACGGGGGAUUUUGACAAGUCGGAUGACGGGGACGAAGACGGCGACAGUGACGGGGAAGUCUCUGUGAGUUUGGAGGAGCAACUGCUGAGUGAUGAAAGUGUGGUCUUCAGGCUCACGACUCCCUCACCGGUCCCGUCUCACCUCAAUGUCCAUUACAUCUGUGAGACUGCAUCUCGCCUCCUGUUCUUGUCCAUCCAUUGGGCAAAAACAAUCCCCCUCUUCCAAGCUCUCUCCCAAGAGACCCGUGAAGCCCUGAUCCGAGGCUGUUGGUCAGAACUCUUCACUUUGGGCAUGGCUCAGUGUCAUGAUGUGAUGGGGUUGAAGAAGAUCCUCUCCACCAUCAUCACACAUCUUCAACUUGCACUUAAUCAUGAUUCUAUACCUGUCCAGAAGAUAAACCAGGUGGCCGAGCACAUAGCCCGAAUCAGGGAGCUUGUGACGAGCAUGGUUCGGAUGGAGGUUGAUGCGAAGGAGUUCGCCUGUCUCAAAGCCAUUCUCCUCUUCAGCCCUGAUCUUCCCAGCAUUGGGAAUCGAAAGGUGGUGGAAAGGGCUCAAGAGAAGGCCCUGGAAGAGCUGCGCAAUCAUGUGAAGGAGAAGGUAAAUGAGGAGGGGGGGGAAGACAGGAUGAGUCGACUCCUCCUGCGUCUUCCUGCUCUCAAGAGCCUCCAGGCCUCUCUCAAUGAGGAGCUCUUCUUUGCUGGACUCAUUGGGAAUGUCCAGAUUCACUCAGUUAUCCCGUACAUCCUCAAAAUGGAGGACAGUUUGCUCUGUGACAUUCAAUGUGUUGACAUUGUGACAUUGUCUUUUGGGAUGUUUCAGAAUCAGAAGGCAUGA